Entrophospora sp. SA101 is the source of this 495-nucleotide messenger RNA. Lineage: Eukaryota; Fungi; Glomeromycota; Glomeromycetes; Entrophosporales; Entrophosporaceae. The record is from the annotation of a GenBank genome assembly.
AUGACGCUGAGUGAAAAUUUUCGUAUUGGACAGGAAUUAUUUAAUCAAAUAGAAAACAAUAAUCCUUCUUCUUCCGAUACUACUUAUCAGGAUCAAAUAAAAGAUGCAAUAUCGCAUUUUAGCAAAUGUUUAGUGAUGGUCAACCAAUUAAAAUUGUUUAGUUCUAAUGAAACAAUUGAAGAUAUUAAUACUGGUGAUUUAAGAUUUCUUUUGUUAGAGGCAUAUAUUGGAGAUUUAACCGUCAAACUUACUAUUGGUAAUAGAUCUGAAAUAUUGAAUAUAGCAAAGUCACAUCUUGAACAAUUUCUAAGAAACUUGGAAGUACAUAAAUUUCUUAAAGACAUGGAUAGACAAUAUAUCGAAGAUCAGUUUAGCGGAGUUAAAAAAGAUCCUGCUAAAAAACGAGAAGAAAAAAUAGCAAGAUACAAACGGGAAAAAGAGACUAAAGCAAAAGUUGAGAGUAACAAUUCUUUGACAUGUAAUGUUACAACAUAG